GUCUGGAUGUAGAGACGAUGUCCUGGAGGGGGUGUGCAUGGGGUGGGGAACAGAGAGUGUCGAGGCCAGGAGCUCCCGACGGGGCGGGGGUCUUGGCUUGCCCAGCUGUGGGUUUCUGGGCCCCCCUACCCAAGGCUGGGCCCGCGGUGCCCCGACUCGCUGGCUCCCAAUUCCUCUCCCUCUCACCCACUGGCUCACAAAGAUUUCUCUUGCUGGAGGCUCCCAGCCCAGAGCAGCCCGGCCGGUAACAGUUCCGAGCUGCCCCGGUGACUGGGACUCCGCGGACCCCCUCGCGCGGUGUCCCGCCGGGGGAGGGCGGCGGCGCCGGCCCGCGGAGAGGCGCGUCCCCGGGGACCCCGGGCCGCGCGCCAGGCGGCCAGAGCCGCCCCCCUCCCGCCCCGCCUUCCUCGUGGGGCUCAUCUCUCCACCGGGGGGUGCUCGGGGCCGGCACCCAGCGCGCCUUCCGCGUGCGCCCCCGCCCAGGAGCGGUGCCCCGCGGUCUCCGAGGCUCGGAGUCCGCAGACGCUGUUGCGUGCGCCCGCCGAGUCCCGGCAUGCAGAGGGUCCCAGGCCGCGGCCCCGAAACUUCGGGGGCCGAUCCAGGCGUCCUCGGCCGGGCGACCCAGGUAAGGCCUCGGGCGCGGAAGCCGGACCCGCGGGCCAGUGGACUGCUGCGCUGUGCGCCCCGCAGCUCUGUCUGAGAGCCUCUCCUCAGUGAAUACGAGGGAGAUGUCAGGGAAUCCCCAAAACAGACCAGACGUCAGGAGCUGGAAUACACCUGCCCGCGCCCCUGAGGUGCAGCAGAGC
Messenger RNA from Phyllostomus discolor (pale spear-nosed bat), 806 nucleotides. Its product is annotated as proline-rich protein HaeIII subfamily 1-like. The record is from RefSeq and is a predicted model, not a curated record. NCBI's taxonomy places the organism in Eukaryota, Metazoa, Chordata, Mammalia, Chiroptera, Phyllostomidae. Bases 38 to 700 code for a protein of 220 amino acids. The transcript is spliced from 2 exons.